AUGAACAGCAAGGUCGCUGCCAAUAACAAUAAUGGCUUCGUUAGCAAAAGCAAAAGUGAAAGCACCAUGGAGUCAUCAUCGUCGCCACUUCAGAUUUUGAGUGCAAGCUCGUCCAUGUUUGAUUACCUCAAAGGAAUGAUGGAAUGUGGGACGAUGGAUGGAGAUGCUGGUGAUGCUUUUGAGGUGACCUAUGAUGGAAAGGAAGAAACGAUUGUACAUUCGCAGCGCCAUGAACGUCCUGAGACCAGCAAAAAGAAUAAGAAAAAGAGACGCAGUUCCAAAACGAAACGAUCUCCCCAAAACCGCAAGGAAGUUUCCAAGACUCAUGAAUACAUCCAUGUGGAUGAAAUGACCGAUGAUGAAAUUGCCGAGUCAUGGUAUACCAAUGAAGAUAUUAAGAAGUUUCGCAAGCAAAAGAAGGAAGAACGAAGGAUGCGGAAGCGUCUAAUUCAGAUGGAACGGUUGCAGCGUAAUGAAGGAACUGACGAAUUUAGCGACGGUGAAUCAUCGACCUAUACAAGUGAGUCGGACUCGGAUUCAUACAAAAAGGCUGUCAGCUGGGGAAAUAGUUUCCAAAAUGAUAGUGUUGGCGCAGGCAGUGAGAGUGAGGUUUCAGACCAAGAAGGAGAAACAACGACCGAGUCUCGAGGAGUUGUCAAGCCAGUGCUGAAGAAGAGCCAAUCCGAUGACAAGACCCUGCUUGCCAAUGGAAUGGCCUAUCGUAGAGAAAAGACGGCACAACGCACCACCAUGGAGCAACGCCGACUAGCAGCCAUGCACAAGGCCUUUUACCGCUCUGGGAUCCUCUUUCGGGCGGAUCCAAACCGCAUGGAACGGUUCUUUCAUCUGUCGAAUCAAUAUGACGAAAGUGAUGAAAUAACCUUUUUCGAAGAAGAAGGCGACAAGGAAAAAGAACGACAGGAGCAAAAAGACAUCGUGAACGCCCCAGUCGCAGUCCGACAAGACCUGAUCGACACCGAAAAGGAUGAAUCCAAAGUUAAAGUUAUAGCUGAUCCAUCACCGACGCCAGAGGAACCGGAGGAGCCAGAAGUUGUCGUUCUCAAGGAGUAUGAGUCUACUUCGGAAAUCAGAAAGGAUAUUACUGUCCAGAAGGAUUAUUCAAACGACGAAGAAGAAAAAUCGGAAUUGCACUAUCCUUCUCCUGAAGCUCGGCAAGAAGUCUACGGAACACCUUUUACCAGCGAUGCCAACAAAUCAACAUCGCCAAUCGCCAACAUGGAAUUGAUACUAUCCCUACAGCCAAAUCAAAAUCAACAUCGAAAGCAGCCGAAAUACAAACAGAAGGCUCCAUUCGCAACUCCCGAUUCAUUUUCAUUCCCAUCCUACCCGGCACUCUACGACAAUCCUUCCAAUAAUGAUGAUUACUUUGAAUACCGUAUGGAGGAAGUCUUGGAGGAGCAUCAGCGCAGUUCCGAGCUACCAGAACUGUCCAAAAAGUAUCAAACCUUUCGAAAGAAGCUAUUGGGUGUUGUCAAGUCAGUCAAGACCUACCAGAAGGCCAUUUCUCAAAUGGAACAAGCGAGAUCAGCGUGUCUAGACGAAUGUUCCAAUUUGAUUCAAGAACCUUCCACAGGCAAGGUACGACCGGGAACCUUUCAGUUUGCCGUCGAAAAGUCGCCCAUUACCAAGCUGAAAGAGCUUGCCGAGAUGGAACAAGAGAAUCGUGCCAAGGAGUUUCAAGAAUGUGUCCUAGACUAUGCCACGCGCUGGGAAGACAGCGUGACGCAACGAGUUGACAAGGAACUGAAGCAAGUGAAGAAACUUCAACAGAGUCGAUCCCACUACGAAAAGAAGGUCGACAGCCUCCGUAAGAAGUGUACUGCCCUGGACACUAAGGGCAAAGACAUUCCAGCCGAUUUGUUGGUCAAGCUAGAACGCAACGAAAUCAAACUGAAGGAUGCCCUGGAGGUUCACGAGUGGAAUGCAAGUCGAUUGUGCGCACUGAUCGAACAAGUGACACAAUAUGGAUGGAAAGAUUUGCUGCCACUCGUUUCCAAUUUGAUGAAGUAUGAAUUCAACCGAUCGGGCGGUGAACUGGCCAUGUACGGAAAGUUUCCAUUGGUCAUGGAAUCGUUUCAACAACCCUUUCUUCAAAUCGAGGAAGAAGGAAAGAUAUCGGAUCUGGAUUAA
Cylindrotheca closterium is the source of this 2151-nucleotide messenger RNA. NCBI's taxonomy places the organism in Eukaryota, Bacillariophyta, Bacillariophyceae, Bacillariales, Bacillariaceae. The record is from the annotation of a GenBank genome assembly.